Molecule: messenger RNA, 1320 nt
Organism: Spinacia oleracea (spinach)
Lineage: Eukaryota; Viridiplantae; Streptophyta; Magnoliopsida; Caryophyllales; Amaranthaceae
Product: E3 ubiquitin-protein ligase AIP2-like
Exons: 1
Coding region: 69-533 (154 amino acids)
Source: RefSeq, a predicted model, not a curated record
UAUCCACACUAAUCAAGUUCCUUUAUACACAAUUAUAAUUCUAUUCUCAACACAUAUAGCAGCCAGCCAUGUCUUUCUUAUCAAACUAUUCCCCUGUUUUACAAUUUGACCUUGAUGAAGCUCUUCCAUGCUUUACCACCAACAUGGUCCUCAAACCACCACCAUCAUCGUCCUCGCCGUCACCGCCGCCGCCGUCUUCUUCAGCAAGUAAUAACAAUAAUAACUCCAAAGAUGUGCAUGUUAUGGAGUUGCCAACGGUAAGUGUAGGAGCUGAUUCAGUGUGCUGCGUGUGUAUGGAAGGCUUCCUAUUACAACCCCUUGAUCAUGAUCAUCAUCACCAAGUUUAUAAGCGUGUUGCUAAACAACUCCCGUGUCGACACGUGUAUCAUCCUGAUUGUAUUCUCACAUGGCUUUCUUCUAGUAAUCACUCUUGCCCUCUUUGCCGCCAUGUCAUCCUCCAUGAUGAUCAUAAUCAUAAUCAUAAUCAUAAUCAUAAUCAUAAUCAUGAUCAUCCCACACAAGCUGCUAAUUAAUUAAAUUGUUUUUUAAAACUUUUUAUUAAUUUAUGGUUUCGUCUCUUUCAUUAUUCUCUUGUCCUAAUAAUUAUUACCCUAGCUAUGGCUUUGAUUUUGUUAACUUAUUUAGAAUAAUGCGCACGUAGUACUUGUUUAAUUAAGCCAUGAUCAACAUCCCUGAUCUAACUGUUUAUACUGGCUUCUAUUGUAGUAAGUGUUUGACUUUUUAUUUGUUUAAAAAUAUCUUCUCGGUAGAUAUGCUUUAUAUCCUAAUUGUCGAAGAACUUGAAAAGGUCUUGUAUAUCUUGAAUGACGAAAUGGAGCUUCCACGGGAUUCUCCAAGUUCCUUUUACUGCGUUAAUGAUGACCAUUAGGUUGUCUCCUUCAAUGUUUAGAUUCUUAAUGUUAAGCCUUUUUGCUUCUUGAAGUCCUUUGUAAAGCGUACAAGCUUCUGCCAUAAAAGCUUGUGUAAUGUCUAGAUUGUAAGUCUGAAUGCUGAUUGGGCACCGUUGUUGUCGCGAAUAAUGAAACCAGCCGCUGUUGAAGAAGAUUUGCAGGAUCCGUCAAAGUUGAGCUUGAAAGUACCCUAAAGAAGGAGUACCAACGAACUAGAAUAGGAGUAUUGUGAGUAACCGUUGUACCAACGAUCCGUCAUUUAUUUUACAUACUAUACCAAUAUAAUGAAUUCAUAAAAGGAUUGGUUCAAAGAUGAAUUGGUAUACCGUAUAUGUACAGAUGUACCUAAUGUACGUUAACUUUUUGUUGGAGACCAAACAAUGGAUUCUCCUACUACGCUUUUUGGUAA